Messenger RNA from Labrus mixtus (cuckoo wrasse), 7950 nucleotides. Its product is annotated as partitioning defective 3 homolog. Gene Ontology annotation, molecular function: phosphatidylinositol binding; protein binding. Gene Ontology annotation, cellular component: cell cortex; apical plasma membrane; adherens junction. Bases 376 to 4560 code for a protein of 1394 amino acids. The transcript has 25 exons. Gene Ontology annotation, biological process: cell adhesion; establishment of centrosome localization; establishment or maintenance of epithelial cell apical/basal polarity. NCBI's taxonomy places the organism in Eukaryota, Metazoa, Chordata, Actinopteri, Labriformes, Labridae. The record is from RefSeq and is a predicted model, not a curated record.
GUGUCUGUGUGAAACAUUCCUGCUGCCUGCUCUGACAUGUGGGCGCGCGCUCUGUCAGUCCAGUUGUGCGCUCGCGCUGGAGGAGCCUUCACUUGGGAAGUUUGUGUGUUGUGUGAGUGAGUGUGUGUGUGUGUGUGUGUGUGUGUGUGUGUUGUGUGAGUGAACAGUGCUCACAGGGAGGACGCCACCCAGCCCCGCCGCUGGAUCUCAGGCUGGGAGUCUCUCUGAGGACGCGGGACGAAAGAACCCAAACUACUCUUCGACUUCUUCAGAACAAAAGUGGAUUUAGUUUUGUUAAAGCUUCACACACCCGGGAUGGUUAUUGCGCUUUUUACGCGGCUUUUACCUCACUGGGAUUAACGCUGCGCAAGAGAAAUGAAAGUGACGGUGUGUUUCGGGAGGACCCGGGUGGUCGUUCCGUGUGGAGAUGGGAAUUUAAGAGUGCAGGACCUGAUCGAACAGGCGGCCAUGAGGUACCGGAAGGCGAUUGCAAAGGACGUAAGUUACUGGGUUCAGGUGCACAGGUUGGAGCAUGAUGGAGGCAUUUUGGACCUGGACGACAUGCUGUGUGACGUGGUGGACGACAAAGAUAGGCUGGUUGCCGUCUAUGAAGAGCAGGAUCCUCACAAUGGAGGGGACGGUACGAGUGCCAGCUCAGGUACCCAGAGCCCCGAACCUUUCGCCAGCGAUAUGAGCUCAGCAUCGGCCUUUCAGCCCUACCAGGCCAACAGCGAGAUCGAGGUCACCCCGUCCGCUCUGCGAUCCAACAUGCCUCUCAGUGUCCGUCGCAGCAGUGAUCCCUCCCUAGCCGGCCUUCCUCUGGGUGAAGUCGCGGUCAUGCCGGAGGAACCGUCCAGAAAGAACCCGGCUCGCUGGUCCUCGACUGCCGGCUUCCAAAAGCACAGCCACAAGCCAAACACAAGCCCCACCACCGGCAGCCUGGAGAGAAAGGGUCGAGGAGCCCACGCCUACAGGAGUCUUCCUCGUGACGCGAGUGGCUGGUCCACUCAGUUCCAGAGAGAGAUGACCCGAUCUUCGCUGAGCGCCAACCAUCCAAUGGUUGACCGAUGGCUUGACAGACAGGAACAGGAGGAGGAGGAGGAAGAGGAGCGAAGGAGACACGAACGGAGGAUUGAACGGAUCGAGCCGGUGGGGAGGGCCGAUUCCUCGUUGGAACAUUCGCCUGUGUUCAGCCUUGAAGGCAUGCUCAAGCCGGUCGAGGUGUCCAAUGAAGGAGGGCCCCUGGGGAUCCACGUAGUGCCUUACAGUUCGCAGGAUGUAAGGACUCAGGGCUUGCUAGUGAAGCGUCUGGAGCGCGGGGGCAAAGCCGAGCAGGAGCGACUCUUCCAGGAGAACGACUGUAUCGUCAGAAUUAAUCAGGGAGACAUCCGACACCUGCGCUUUGAACAAGCGCAGAACAUUUUCAAGCAGGCGAUGCGCGGCCGGCUCAUCCUCUUCCACGUGGUCCCGGCCUCCAUGAAGAGGCAGUAUGAGCUGCUGGCCCAGAACGAGCUCAGCCCGCCUCAGUCCAACAGAGUCCGCUUCAGCACGGACUCCCAGCAGGUGGGGGACCGGUGCAGUAUGGCCGGGUCACGGACGUCCAGAUCUGGAGCACAACCAGGCCUAAACCACAACCAUCAGGGACCUCUAGCAGGAAGCACCCCAGAGCCGAGCCGGCGGUACACCACGUUCCCCCACACCAUGGUCACCAGGACCGCGUCUGCCCCCUCCCCCUCCCUGCAGCGCAGGGUGAGCACAAACCCGUCCAACAGCUCCUACCUGAAGAACAAAGGCCGCAGAUUCAACAUCGAGCUCAAGAAAGGUCCAGAAGGUCUUGGGUUCAGCAUCACAUCCAGAGACGUCCCCAUUGGUGGCAGUGCUCCAAUCUAUGUUAAAAACAUCCUUCCCCGAGGCGCCGCCAUCCAAGAUGGCCGAUUAAAAGCUGGAGAUCAGCUGCUUGAGGUUAGUGGAGUGGAUCUGAACGGUAGGAGCCAGGAAGAGGUUGUGGCCCUGCUCAGAGCAACACCCAUGGGUGGGACUGUGAAACUGUCGGUGGUUCGCCAAGAGGACGCCAUGCUGCCCCGAGAAGUGCAGCUGGAAGAAGACGACUUGGUGUUGACUCCUGAUGGUACACAGGAGUUCAUGACCUUUGAGAUCCCUCUGAAUGACUCGGGCUCAGCAGGCCUGGGGGUCAGCGUCAAGGGGAACCGUUCCAAGGAGAACCACGCUGACCUGGGCAUCUUUGUGAAAUCCAUUAUCAACGGAGGCGCUGCUAGCAAGGAUGGACGUCUACGAGUCAACGACCAACUCAUAGCAGUCAACGGGGAGUCGUUGCAUGGAAUGACCAACCAGGACGCCAUGGAAACACUGCGCAAAUCCAUGUCUGUAGAGGGCAACAAGCGAGGGAUGAUUCAGCUCAUCAUUGCCCGGCGGGUUUCUAAAAACAAUGAGGAAGCUCCUGGCAGCCCGCCGGUUUCAGAGCACUCAGCAAACUCUCUCCUGGACAACCACGAGCGCCGCAUCUCCAACUCGCUGUAUGAAACCAUCGAAGGCUUGGACAACGUCUCCACGCCGAGGACUAAUAUGAUGGGACGUGUUGGUAACUACCAGCUCUCUCCGACUGUGAACAUGCCUCAGGAUGACAUCGUGAUGAUCGAAGACGAUAGGCCGACCCUGCUUCCUGCUCACCUCUCCGACCAAUCGUCCUCCAGCUCCCACGAUGACAUGGGCUUUGCGGGGGAGAACCCAGUACCCUGGAUCCACGAGCUGCCCAGUCAGAACGAAUGCUCGCUCAGUCCAGACGCAGAAUCUGACGGAUCGUUCCAGAGGGAGGGCUUCGGACGCCAGAGCAUGUCAGAGAAACGCACCAAGCAGUACGAAAAUGCUGCUGAGCUGGAAAUCGUCAAGACACGCAAGUCCAAGAGCAUGGAUCUAGUAGCAGACCAGAUUAAUGGCAGCACAAGAACCAAUGGAGGUGCUGAAGCUCGAGGCAUCGGACCCUCGCUGGGCCUGAAAAAGUCCAGCUCCCUUGAGAGCCUCCAGACGGCCGUCACUGAGGCUACACACAACGGCGAGCUCAACGUACACAGGCCGCGUUCUCGGAUCGUCAGGGGCCGCGGCUGCAACGAGAGCUUCCGCGCUGCGAUCGACAAAUCGUACGAGAAACCUGGCGUCACUACGGGAGAAGAGGAAAUCAGCAUGGACACACUGGAUGAGGACACAGAGGGGAGUUCCAGAUCAGGCCGCGAAUCGAUGUCCACCAGUGGCGACCUCGUCGUCGGCCCAGGGCUGAACGGCAACCUCUCCAAAGAUGACAGACAGCGAGAUCGCGAACAAUCUGGGGGGAAGGAAAAGAAGAAACCUGAGAGAGAUAAAGACAGGGAGAAAGACAAGGACAAGAACAAAGCCAAGAAAGGCGUGCUGAAGGGCCUUGGCGACAUGUUCAGGUUCGGGAAGCACCGGAGGGACGAGCGUCCAGGAGACAGGAUAGAGAGGAAGGGCUCCAGUAAAUCUAAAGCUGAGGACAUGCAGGCGUCAGAGGAGGAGACCCUGCGGAUGAGGCUGGAACAAGAGAGGAUAGCGGCAAAGACUCGGGAGUUCCGGGAGAGGCAGGCAAAAGAAAGGGAAUACGCCGAGAUCCAAGACGUCGUCAGCCGCACUUUUAGCUCGGACGAGGAGCACACCUACGCGGGCAUCGGGUCCUUAGACUCAUCAGACAGUAACAGCCUCGAUCCUUACAGCCACCCGUACCACCUCCCUCAGAGUCCACAGAGUCCCCACCUUCCUGUGAGCGUCCAGGACAACGGCCCACCGCUGGAGGCUCUGUAUGCGCAGGUCAACAAGCCCCGCAACGGACGCCCUGCAGCUCCUGACAGCAGUCAGAUGGCUCCCAGUAACCAUGACCGGAUACAGCGGCUGAGGCACGAGUUCCAGCAGGCCCGGCAAGAGGACGACCUGGAGGACCAUCGACACACCUACAGCUUAGAGCAGUCCUGGGCGAGCAACGGGACGGAGACACAGAGCGGCCGCCAUUCGGUAACAGUGGAGACUCAGGCACAGAAGCAGCAGGAAGAGGACAGAGACGGUUUCCAACAAGCACAGAGACAGUACAGCUCUCUGCCACGGCAACCCGGUAAGAACCCCAGCACGGCGUCGCAGGACCCCUGGGACAAGGUGCACGCGCAAGGAGAGGGAUUCCAGCCAUCCAAGGAGAAUCCUCGCUACUCCGGUGGCCAGGGAUCGCGUAACGGCUACCUGGGAACGUCCAGCUUCAAUGCACGCGUCCUCUUAGAGACACAGGAGCUGCUGAGGCAGGAGCAGAGACGCAGAGAGCAGGAGGCCAACAAGGCCAGGCCCCUGCCGUCCCCUGCACAGGAAAACCUCGCCGGCAGCACCUACGACCACAACAGAGAACACAUUCAGGCCCCGGGCCCCGCCCUGGUGCAGGCCCCGCCUCAAACCAAGGGCCCCUACAGACAAGACGUCCCCCCAUCGCCUUCUCAGCUCGCCAAGCUCAGCAGGCUGCAGGGUUCAGAGAAAGGGAGGCUGUUCUACUCCUGAGACGGGGACAUGAAGCGGAAAGUCUAACUUUUGAGAGAUGAGGACGGAUUCUAAGGAGCGUUAACAGGAGGGGAACACAAAGACAGGGCAGUGAGCCUUCAUUUUUUAAAUAAAUGCUACAAUACAAAGAUUUUUAUGGGACUUGGAAACAUGUUAAUAUUUCAAAUAAGAUUUUUUAAUGAAUCCAACGAUUAUCCUUUUUUAGUUAUAUCACUAAGAUGUCUUUGAUUUCCUGAUCAUCUAACUAUUUGUAUAAGUGCCUGCUAGUCCAUUGAUUGUUAAACUUGUAUAACCCCCCCCCCCCCCAUCAUCAGUGAGCAGCUGUAUUACACUCAGUAUAGCAGACGUCCCAGCAGAAGGCCAGCUGAGCCAUCACUGCAGCAACCACAUCGAGCUGAAAACACAAGACACCACCAGAUAUGUUUUUUGGCUGCUCGUGGGACCGACGUUCUUUUUGUGAAUGUGCCAGUCUUGUGUGAAUGAGAGUUUUAUUUGUAUUUUUUUGUUGCUGUGCAUGGAGACUUUUUCUACAACUACAGUCCAAGUGUAGAGUUCAUGAGGGCAUGAAAUGUUAAAAAACAAGAUUCCCUGUUUUGACAUUACAGGAAGUCUGAAAACAUGCUUGCCACACCAGCUCCUGUGUUUCCCGGCUCUUGGUUGUAUUUUGUGUUUAUUCAUUUAAGCAAACGUCCUAAAUAUAAAGAACAACAUGCUCAUGUGUAAAUACGGUGAAGACAUUUUCCUGCAAAUACCAACAACUAAAAUGUUCAAAUUAAUAACCCCAACCCAUCCAAGAGACUGUCGCAUCCAAUGUCAUGUCCUAGCAUAUUUCUUCUUAAACAGACAAUUUUGAAAUGUCUGCAGCGAUGCCGCCUCACAGAAUCACACAGUUUGGCAUUGAAAAGUCUGCAUCUGGGACUUUUGCUCUCAAUCGUUUCGACAGUGAGACAGCACUGAGCCCUGUCGCUAUUAACAACAUGCACCACAAAGUAUGUGAGUCUGAGAGUGUGGAGAUUGGACCUAUAUGUUUAUGUGAGUGUGUUAUUUGUGUGCAUAUGUGUGUGAAAGUGUUGUUAGACAUUUAGAAACAGAGAGUGGAGGUUAAGCAGGUUGUGUAGUCAGAAAUUGGAGUUUGGGCCUGACCGAUCACACACCCCUUAGGAACCCUCUACAUCCCUUCAAUUUUGAGAAAUAUCCAUUUUUCUUUCAGAUACAAAGGUAUAACCACAACCCCCCCCCCCCCUCUUGCUUUCAAUAUGAUAAUCCUGAUUUUUCUUUUUCAUCCUCUGGUGGCUUAUUUAUCUCCUUCCCCGCCUUCAUGUGUCAUGUUGUGGAAAACAGCUUUAGAUCUUCAUUCCAACCCUGUGUUACCCAGCCAGGGAAUCCAGCAGUAUAAAUGGGGUCAGGUCUGGGUUAUUAAUUAAUGUUCCACAUUAAUAAUGAAUGGGGCCCCCUUUGGUGUGUUUAUAUGUUGUCAUGUGUAGUGAAGAAGAAGAACCAGCGACCUUGCAGGCGGGGCUCUGGCCUGGGCUUCACCAACAGUGAUUUGGCUGUAACCAAAGCCUGUUGGCCCCCUAGGUGUCUGAGUUGUUCCAAGCUGAAUAUUUCAUCAGGUUGGUCACACGGGAAACCACAUCGGCUCUGCAGUGGGCGACAGCCUGUCAAACAGCCUGAUACAAUGGAGCUGAUUUUGUUUCCUUUCAUGAUCAUGUCCUUUGGUAGGAAACCAGUCGGGAGCUUUUGCUGUCGUUCAGUCAACAAUUAUUGGUACAUUUUAGUGUGAAAGGCCAAGUGUGUGUGUUCUUCUAUUUCCAUUUGAGAACAAGAUUGAGACUUGCUUGUUAAGAUUUUUGCAAUUUGAGGCUGUGUUUUUGAAGACCAAGUUUAAGAUAAUUUUUUGGUAUAGUUUACCUUUAGAUCCAUUUCAGCCUUUAAGUGUAAAAUAAAAAAAAACAGAUUGAUCAAUGCUCCAAUCCAAGGUUUGUGAGAUAUCUGACAAUAGGUACAGUUUCAUUUGUAUCCCGGAAAUAUUCAACUCUUUCCUCCCCAUGUCUUUCAUUUUUGACACUUUGUUCAGGCCCCUGUUUUGGCGUCCGAUAAGCUAGCGUCUGUUUGGGCUCGAGGGGAAUUCUCCCCUUUUAUAACCUGCUAAGUUCUCACAUCAGCUCACUCUGGAAGGAGAAACUCUGGUGACAGUCAAGAGUGAAAAAUGUGUCUGUUUGCAUUCACACAUGCACAUUGAAGACUUCAGGAGUUUUGUGCCAGUUUGACCAAAGCUCAUGUCUGCCUUUAUUCCAUUAUUAAAGUCAUUAUUUAGAGCCUUUGCCUCUUUAUCUCAAAAAUCAGUUAAUGGAUUGUAUAAGGCUGUUUGGAGUGCGAGAAGGACACAUUGAUUUUUUUAUUGGGGUAGAGCUUCAAUGGUCCUCAAAAGUACAUAAAAAGAAAAGCGUCCUGACACACACACUUUGGUAUAAUAAAUACUGGACUUGUGUGUUUGUUCAACCGCCAAUGUUCCUUUGUAUGUGUGUGUGUUUGUGUGUAGGUGGACAUGUGUUUAAGAGUCUGUGAGCGCUGCCAGUGUCUGGAUGCUCCAAUAUGUCUAUGAAUAUGUCUUGGCAGCCACUUGGCGGCUGAGUGGGAGACAAGCAGAGGAGUAGGAGGGAGAGUAGAUGGGAGGCUUGACCUUGCAGAUGAUUCAGUCAAUGGAGUAAUCACAACUAUUCCUCGGAGUCUGCACUACAAACAGGAGGUUACCAACAAGGCAGCGCUAGCCCCUGCUGUCUCAUCUUCCUCUUCUCUUCAUCUAUCUCCUUCAUGUGCUGUCAGCCUCAGACAUUUUUUAAAGAAUACGUCUGGGUUGGGUUGGUUUGCCUGUAAGUGGCUGUGUGUGCAUGGCGGUGUUUUUGCUCUGAGAAAAGCAGCUGCUUCAACUGAUGGUUCCAUUAUUUUCUGAAUCUCAUCAUGAACUGGGGAGGGGUUCAAGUGCCUGCAAUAUGUAAUGAUUUUUCUCAUUAUAUGCAAAUUUGAUAAUAUCCCAUAAUGCACGUUUAUUAUUUGUGUUGUGUAAUUAAUGUUUGUGUGCUAUCCCUGUGACAAAGGGAUUCUUCCCAUAAAGCUAUUGUUUCGGGGAUGUGUUUUUUUUUUUAUCCUGGGAGAAAUGAGAAAUAUAUUGUUAUUGUUUCAUUUUGUGUUUAUGACCAUCCCUCAUUGUGUUUUAUUAUCCACAAUAUGGUACUAUGGUGGUGAAAAAAAAGACUAAUGUGUAAGCACAGUGCAAUUUCCCCUUUUUACGACGCUGUAUCAUUAAGUACUGACUCUGCCCUUCUCUGUACAUACAAUAUGAUUUUUCAGUGAAUAAAUUGAGAGUAAUCUCAAAUUCUUGUAACAAUA